Messenger RNA from Setaria italica (foxtail millet), 1155 nucleotides. RefSeq lists its product as uncharacterized. The coding region runs from base 1 to 1155 and encodes 384 amino acids. The record is from RefSeq and is a predicted model, not a curated record. The transcript is spliced from 3 exons. Gene Ontology annotation, molecular function: nucleic acid binding; zinc ion binding. NCBI's taxonomy places the organism in Eukaryota, Viridiplantae, Streptophyta, Magnoliopsida, Poales, Poaceae.
AUGAAAGAAGCAAAAUUGUAUGUAUACAAUGGAAAGUUUAGUGAAUUUGCUAUGAAGAAGGAUGAAGAUGCAUCCGGUAUGUUCAACCGGUUGAAUGAUAUUGUGAAUGAGCUCAAGGGUCUUGGUUUCAAUAUUCUGAAUGAAGAUUUUUCUCACAAGGAAGCUCAUGACCUAGCAAUUGAUGAUGGGAAGAAAAGUAUGGCACUCAAGGCUCAAUCAUCGAAAGAGAACAAUAAUGAUGAACAUGACAAUAAUGAUGACUCCAAUGAAGAAAUUGCUCUUUUUGUUAAAAGUUUCAAAAGAAUCAUAAAGAACAAGAAUUAUGAACAUGGCAAUAAUGAUGACUCCAAUGAAGAAAUUGCUCUUUUCGUUAGAAGUUUCAAAAGAAUCAUAAAGAACAAGAAUUAUGAUAAGAAGGGCCAAUCAUCAAAGAAGAAUCUAUUUGAAGACAAGAAGUGCUUCGAGUGUGACGAAAUUGGUCACAUUGUCAUGAAUUGCCCAAAUAAUAAGAAGAAGAACAAGAAAGGUGAUGACAAGGAAUGGUCAAGCAUUUUAAAAGGAAUUGCCGACAUCGCCAUCAAGGAACCUCCAUCACUCUUCUCUACGCCCUUUUGUCUCAUGGCAAAAGGUGACACGAAGGUAUCACAAGAUGAUGAAUUUAAUAAUGAACUUACUUAUGAUGAUCUUGUGAGAAUGACCAAUGAUACCGAUGACUACAUGUGUAAAGAAAAGGAAAAGUUAAGGGAUUUGAAGAUGAAAUACCAAUCUCUUCAAGUUUCCUAUGAGGAGCUAAAGACCUCUCAUGAGAAUCUAAAAGAAACUCAUGAGAAGCUUGAGGAAGCUCACAACUCUUCUCUUGCACAUGAGGUCAAAGGUAAAGUGAGCAUAAGUGUUGGAUGUGAUAUUCUAAAUGAUGAAUCUUGUGCACCUAGUUCAUCUAACCCUUUUUGUAGCUCAAGUGAUAUAUCUUGCAUAAGUGAUGGCUUUUCUUGUGAUUCUUCUCUCGUCAUGGAAAAUGAAAUGUUGAAAAAGGAAGUCAAUUGUUUGGUUAAGGAUUUGAAAAGGUGCUAUGAUAGUAAAGCUCAAUUCAAGCACAUUUGGACAAGCCAAAAGUUCACUUUGAAUAAUGAAGGUCUUGACGAUGUUCCUAAGUGA